Molecule: messenger RNA, 1305 nt
Organism: Quercus lobata
Lineage: Eukaryota; Viridiplantae; Streptophyta; Magnoliopsida; Fagales; Fagaceae
Product: probable F-box protein At4g22060
Exons: 1
Coding region: 1-1305 (434 amino acids)
Molecular function (GO): protein binding
Source: RefSeq, a predicted model, not a curated record
AUGGGUGAGAGCUUUAGAAAAAGAAGAAAAGUUUCAAGAAAAAUUUCAAGCAAAGCAUGGAAGGCUGAAACUGAAGCAAAGUACUCAUCAUCAUCGUCAUAUUCAUGGUCAGAUCUCCCUGCUGAACUCUUAGGACUCAUCCUAAGAAAGGUUCCCUUUGUUGACACUAUUCGCUGCAAAGCUGUCUGUUCUUCUUGGAGAUCCGCAGCUACACAAUCACAAGCACAGUCUCAUUCCAUUCAAAGUACUCCAUGGCUCAUGCUUCCUAGUGACCAAGAAGGUGACUUUACAACAAGCUGCUUCUUUAAUCUUGCAGAAAAGAAGGUUUACAAGAUGAAGGAUGUGUUUGCGGCUUUUGGUGAUGAUGUUUGGUGCGUGGGUUCUUGUCACGGCUGGCUGGUAAUGUUGGAUGAUGAAGCCAGCCCAGUUAUCUUUAAUCCCUUCUCCAGAGUUCACAUCCAACUGCCAUUGAUUCCUGUUGAAUUCUUCAACCCAAUUGAUAGGUCCAAAUUUGCCCAAAUUAAGAAGGAUUUUAUCAGCAAAGCUAUCUUGUUUGCAGACCCAUCACAUUCCAACAACUUUGGGUUGGUGGUGAUGAUCUAUGGCACUCUCUCAAGCCUUGCAUUCUGUAAGCAAGGAGACACAACAUGGACCAACUUUGAGGGUGAAAAUCGAGGCUACUAUGACAUUAUAUGCCAUGAUAAUCGGCUUUACGCAUUAAGAUACAACUGUUCAGUGGAAGUGUGGGAGUUUCAGAGUGCUCUUCCAACGAAAAUCUUGAGCAUUGAACCUACAACAACACUGCAACAUGUUGAUGGUAAUCUUCCCAGAGACAAAGUUUCAACUCAGUUGUAUUUGGUGAAGACAUCAAGUGACUUCUUGAUCAUCCAACGCACCAUUGGAAAUUUUGUAAAUGCAGAAGGAGAUGUUGUUGAUGAAUCUUACUUACUCAGUUCCAGUGACACACAGCCUUUGGUUUGUCCAUACCGUACAAAGCUGUUUUGUGUCUACAAGUUAGAUUUGAGCAAGAAACUGUUGGUAAAGGUGGAGUCUUUGAAGGAUCAAGUUGUGUUUUUGGGCGGAAAUCAGUCGAUGUCAUUGUCUAGUCAUGAUUUUUCAGAGUGCGUAUCAAAUUCAAUUUAUUUCACGGAUGAUCGAUGGUCUGAGAUGGACGUGGACUACUUGUAUGGUGGCCAUGAUUUUGGAUUGUUCAAUUUAGAUGAUGAAGAGAUUAGGCCAAUUUACCAUUCUGAUUUGGAGAAGUUUGAUCCGCCACCUUUUUGGAUUACUCCUAAUCCAUGGUGA